This is a messenger RNA of Aspergillus ruber CBS 135680, 1647 nucleotides long. RefSeq names its product aminotransferase-like domain-containing protein. Lineage: Eukaryota; Fungi; Ascomycota; Eurotiomycetes; Eurotiales; Aspergillaceae. Gene Ontology annotation, molecular function: pyridoxal phosphate binding; aromatic-amino-acid:2-oxoglutarate transaminase activity; L-2-aminoadipate:2-oxoglutarate transaminase activity. The transcript has 5 exons. Gene Ontology annotation, biological process: aromatic amino acid catabolic process; L-tyrosine biosynthetic process. The record is from RefSeq and is a predicted model, not a curated record. Bases 1 to 1647 code for a protein of 548 amino acids.
AUGACAGAUUCGACCCCUUUGUCCGUCGCUGGCGUCGCGGCUCUGAGAGCCCAGGGCACUCCUGUGCCGUUGGGUAUUGCACCGGCUACCAGCAGUGAUAUGUUUAAGAGUGCGCAUUGCUAUACGAAGCCAAAGGCUAAGCGGUGGGAUCACAUCCUGUCCCUCGAAGCCAAGUCCCGCAAGGUCUCGACAUUGAAAGGAGCAGCGCAUUAUCUCAAGAACCCUGGCAUAAUCUCUCUUGGUGGUGGAUUGCCCUCGCCAGAAUACUUCCCUAUUGAGCAAAUCAGUGCCAAGUUCCCCACGCCGCCAGGGUUCUCGCCGGAAGAGACUCGUGAGUCGGGGACUGUUAUGACGGCUUCGAAGGGGGAUGUGAAGAAUGGGAAUAGUAUUUAUGGUGUCAUGUGGGUCAUGGGUGCUGAUUGGUGUUGGGCAGACCUCGAGGUUGCUUUGAACUAUGGACAGUCCACUGGUGCUCCUCAACUGCUGCGGUUUGUGACGGAACACACUGAGGUAAAUUUGUUGGUGCAUUGUCAUGGACACGGACAUGGGCUGAUGGCGCAGAUUAUCCACAACCCCCCAUACGCGGACUGGCACUGCUGCCUCAACGCUGGCAGCACUUACGGCUGGGACACUGCUCUCCGUCUGCUCACUGAGAGAGGAGACUACAUCCUGAUGGAAGAGUACACUUUCUCCAGCGCCGCAGAGACAGCCCUUCCUCUGGGUGUGAAGCUUGCUUCCAUUAAGAUGGACGAGCAAGGUCUCCUCCCCGAAUCUAUGGAUGAAGUCCUCAGCAACUGGGACGAAGCCGCCCGCGGCGCCCGCAAGCCUUACGUCCUUUACACGAUCGCCACCGGCCAGAACCCCACUGGCGCUACUCAGUCCGGAGAGCGCCGCAGGGCCAUCUACAAGGUCGCGCAGAAGCACGACGUCUACAUCGUCGAAGACGAGCCCUACUACUUCCUGCAGAUGCAGCCCUACACGGGUGCAGACGGCACGACUCCCCCGCCGCCCGCCAGCCAUGACGAGUUCAUCAAGUCGCUCAUCCCGUCGUAUCUGAGUAUGGACGUUGACGGGCGUGUUCUCCGUCUCGAGUCAUUCUCCAAGGUCGUCACUCCCGGUUCGCGAGUUGGCUGGGCUGUCGGCUGCGAGCAGAUCAUCGAGCGCUUCAUGCGUAACAGCGAAGUCUCUUCUCAACACCCCAGCGGUAUCGCGCAGAUCAUCCUCUUCAAGCUCCUGGAUGAGCACUGGGGCCACGCUGGAUACCUGGACUGGCUGAUCAACAUGCGCAUGCAAUACACCGACCGCCGCAACAUGCUCGUCGGCGCAUGUGAGAAAUCACUCCCCACAGAAAUCGCCCACUGGGUUGCCCCCGCCGCAGGCAUGUUCCACUGGAUCGAAGUCGACUGGCAGAAACACCCCGGUCUUGCAUCCGGUAAGACCCGCGACGCCAUCGAGGAGGAAAUCUUCCAGGCCGCUAUUCAAAAUGGCGUGCUUGUUUCGCGGGGUAGCUGGUUCACGGCUGAUAAGAACACGCCAGAGGAGAAGAUGUUCUUCCGGGCUACUUUUGCGGCGGCUAGUGCGGAUCAGAUCGAGGAGGCAAUUAAGCGGUUUGGGGAUGCGUUGAGGUUGCAGUUUGGUCUGGCAUAA